Daucus carota subsp. sativus is the source of this 627-nucleotide messenger RNA. RefSeq names its product transcription factor TCP21. Gene Ontology annotation, cellular component: nucleus. The record is from RefSeq and is a predicted model, not a curated record. The coding region runs from base 1 to 627 and encodes 208 amino acids. NCBI's taxonomy places the organism in Eukaryota, Viridiplantae, Streptophyta, Magnoliopsida, Apiales, Apiaceae. The transcript has 2 exons. Gene Ontology annotation, molecular function: DNA-binding transcription factor activity; sequence-specific DNA binding.
AUGUCUCCGGUUAAAGAUUGUGACAAGCACAACAAGAUGCAGGGUCGGGGCAAGAAGAUCAAAAUGUCCGCUUCAUGUGCUGCUCACAUCUCCCAGUUGACAAAAGAUUUGGGCUUCAAGUCCGAAGAUGAAACUCUUCAGUGGCUUCUAGACCGUGCGGAGGGGCGUGGCACUGCAACUCCGUCUGCUAAUGCUGCUGGUAGGGCCUCUUCUGAGACCCCCAAAGUGCCUGAGAAAAAGAAAGCUGAGCCUAUUUGCCAGGAUGCUGUUCCGAAGACCUCGGGAUCUGCGCCUGUGGGCCCCACUCCCGUGUUUAUACCAGGGAAAGGGUUUUGGAUGGUGCCUGAUGAUGGGGGCAAGCCGCAACAGGUGUGGCCUGUGCCACUGGUUCUCACUCGUGGCAUUGGCGUGAGGAUGCAGGUGGCUCCAUGUGCUGCUCGAAUCUUCCAGCUAAAGGAAGACUUGGGUUUGAAGUCUGAGGGCGAGACAAAUUCAAUUCAGUGGCUUCUCGAACAUGCAGAGGAGUCCAUCACUAGGGCAAAUGGUGGGACCCCAAAACUCACAGAUAAGGAAGCUGAGCUUGUCGAUGAUGAUGGUGGUUCGAAGACCGGAGGACAGUGCCUGUAG